CUACUCGGUACCCUCACCGCAGUCGCCGGCUUUGUUUGAGUUAUGUCUUCUUUGCGCGGUGUAGUGAUAGGCGACAGCCAGGUUAAAUUCAUGUGCAGGAGUCGCCUUCACUUGAAAACAUCCGUCGAGACCUGCACAUUUAGUUUUGGUGGUUUUGACGCUGUGCGAAUGGCUGAGGCCGUCUCUGCGAUGCACUUUCAGCGCGUAGACUGUCGUUUUGUACGUUGGUGGUAACGACGUUUGCAGUGCCAAUGCGGACCCUCAAGAUAUAUGCGACAAUAUAGGGGUACGUAUUCUGAAAUUGUGAGAUGCUUGGCAUCAGUCACUGAAGGUUGUAUUUUCUUUACAUUUUAGAAGUUAGUUCUGCAACUGCAGCACGAUGUGGCCCCCGUGGUGUAUACGUCUUCAAGGUGCUGCCACGUUGCUCCAGCUCUGAAGACGCCGAUGCAGAGCGCCAGAUCCAAGAAAACGCGCUUGCUGAACCGCAAGCUGACGGCUACGCUGAAACGCCUGCCGUGUGUUCGAAUCUUGAACGCCGAGCAUCGGUUUCUCAAUUCCUCGAAAGAGCCACGACGUGCGCUCUUAGCAAUUGAUGGGUACCAUGUGCACAGAGGCCAAGGGAUCGAUCAGCUGGCCAAAAUCAUCGUCAGUUCUCUUGCCCGUGACUUCGGACCUGGAGUGAAGUCACAUGGACACAGCGAGCUGGGUAUCUGCUACAGGGUGCUGAAGUGCAGCCACUGCAACACAAAAGGCCACGAAGUCCUGCGAGUGCAGCAAAUUCCUUCGCCUACCUUCCCAACAUGAACCAAGACUGCUUUAGCUCAUCUUAAUGUGUGAAGCAGCGCACAAAAACAAGACAUGAAAGGAGGAAUACAAUUCAACAGGCCAACCACUGCACUUGCAAUUAGCUUAUUUUGAAGGGAAAAAAAGGAGGGGGUAAUACACAUAUGCACAAGUGCACAACAUUCAAAUUUUUUUUAAGCACCGUUAUGAGCAAAAGUCAUUGUUGCAUGUGGUGCACUUGUGGGUAUGUAUAUACAUAUUUUUUAAAAGAAUAAACUAGUGGCAAGUGCAACAGUUGUCCUGUUGAAUCAUAUUAAUCCUCUUGUGUCUUUUUUCUGUGCGCUGCUUUACGUGUUCAGAUGCUCUGUCACCAAUUCACCCGACUUUCAACCUUACUGAACCUUGCCAAAUGCUGCCUGCCAUGAAACGGCCCUUUUCAGGGCCACCCAUGUGUUGUCCGGCUGGUUGCGAAUGCUCCCCACUGUAGCCUCCUUGAAACUUGAGAGGAGUUGUGCGCCGCAUGUUGACUCUGCUGGCUGUAUAUUACUUUUGUAUAAUUAAGAUUGUGCCGCAGGGUCUUUCAAUUGAAAGUAAUACAUAUAGCAUGACCUUGCAUUAAUAAUCUUUCAUAAAUGCUGAUCACUACUCGAACAAAUCGAGAACGUUUCUGUAUUGCAGCAAAUAAAUGUAGAAAUUGCA
Rhipicephalus sanguineus (brown dog tick) is the source of this 1482-nucleotide messenger RNA. RefSeq lists its product as uncharacterized. The transcript is spliced from 2 exons. The record is from RefSeq and is a predicted model, not a curated record. The coding region runs from base 445 to 804 and encodes 119 amino acids. Lineage: Eukaryota; Metazoa; Arthropoda; Arachnida; Ixodida; Ixodidae.